Lolium perenne is the source of this 981-nucleotide messenger RNA. Its product is annotated as ALA-interacting subunit 1-like. NCBI's taxonomy places the organism in Eukaryota, Viridiplantae, Streptophyta, Magnoliopsida, Poales, Poaceae. Gene Ontology annotation, cellular component: endoplasmic reticulum; plasma membrane; Golgi apparatus. The record is from RefSeq and is a predicted model, not a curated record.
AUGGAUCCUGCAGAACGGGAUGGCGACUCAAGGAAGCCCAAAUAUUCCAAAUUUUCACAGCAGGAGCUUCCAGCAUGCAAGCCAGUGCUGACACCUAAAAUUGUCGUUACUGUCUUCUUGCUAAUUGCGUUCCUAUUCAUUCCGAUCGGGGUUGUGACUCUGAAUGCGUCACGAGAGGUUGUCGAACUGGUGGAGAGAUACGAUAUAAGUUGUGUUGUGCGCAUGGAUGAUAAGAUCGCCUUCAUUCAGAACUCCGAGAUUGACAAAACAUGCAACAUCACACUACAGGUGCCUAGAUACAUGAAGAGUCCAAUCCUUGUAUAUUACCAGAUUGGCAACUUCUAUCAAAACCAUCGAAGGUAUGUGCAAAGUCGAAAUGACAAACAACUGCGGUAUAAGAAUGUUCACUUGGGAAAAGAAUGUGAACCUGAAGGGCAUGCCGCUGGUGGUGCUCCAAUUGUUCCAUGUGGCCUUGUUGCUUGGAGCCUGUUCAACGACACAUUUACAAUUAAGCUCAAUGGGGAGACUAUUGAAGUGAAUAAAAAGGAUAUAGCUUGGAAGAGUGACAAGAAGCAUAAAUUCGGCAAUGAUAUCUAUCCUAGUAAUUUCCAGAAAGGACGUCUCAUAGGUGGUGCUAAGCUAAACGAGAGCAUAGCAUUAAGUGAGCAAGAAGAUCUCAUUGUUUGGAUGAGAACCGCUGCCUUCCCAACUUUCAGAAAGCUAUAUGGCAGGAUUGAAAAGGAGAUCAUGCCUAAGGAUAACAUAACAGUGGUUAUACAGAAUAACUAUAACACGUAUAGCUUUGGAGGAUCAAAAGCGUUGGUCCUUUCUACUGCAUCUUGGAUUGGAGGAACAAAUAACUUCAUUCGUAUUGCGUAUCUUACUAUUGGUGGUUUGUGCCUCUUCCUUGCUUUCGGGUUCACAGUUCUGGAGUACAUGGUUAAGCCAAGUGAAACUAUGAAGGUGCGCCGCGGCCUGUGA